Trypanosoma cruzi is the source of this 330-nucleotide messenger RNA. RefSeq lists its product as uncharacterized. The coding region runs from base 1 to 330 and encodes 109 amino acids. The record is from RefSeq and is a predicted model, not a curated record. Lineage: Eukaryota; Euglenozoa; Kinetoplastea; Trypanosomatida; Trypanosomatidae. The transcript has a single exon.
AUGGUUGGCCUGAGUUUGAAGAUUGAUAUUAAAUUUUACCACUUCAGGGAGUUUUACAUUUAUUACCUUUCCAAACACAUGCAUAUUUGGACGCGCCGUUUUCAUGUGCUCGGGACCGUUUUUGCUGCCUUUCUCUUGUUUUUGUCAGCGGUGAAGCGUGGGUCACUGGCGUAUGCCAUCAGCGCGCCCAUUGUCGGGUACAGCCUUGCAUGGGCCGGUGACUUUGCGGUUGAGGGCAUCACCCCAACGUCAUUCAGUUACCCGUGGUGGUCUUUCCGCGCAAACAUGAGGCUUAUGAAGGAGAUUCUCUGCGGUGAACAGGCCCUUUAA